GUCUAUCUGAAGUACAAAUCUGUCAAUCACUAUUAUCAAUCACAGUAAAAAAAAACUUUAAGUAUCGCAAUGCCACCCAAAGGAAACUGAUUAUAUGUUGCACAAUAAAAUGUAAAACAAAACAAAAACCUGGAAGUUAGCAGUUACAGCUUGUUAGUGUAACCUUGCUUGUGUGUCAUUUGUGUUAGUGAUGAAACGCUGGCGUAUUCAAUGUCCCUCAAGAGGCUGUGGUAACCUAGCAACCUGAGUGUUUGCCUCCCUGCAGCAUCUACUGCUACCGGGGGGAUAUAGAGAGGUGUAAACAGGUGUGUGUGUGUGUGUUAAAGUACACAGGUUUCUCUAAACAGUAUUCUCUAACUUUGAGUGCACUUGUCAGCCUCAGGCAGCGAGUUCACCAGUACUCAAAGAGACUUAGAUCAAGACACAGAUAACAAUUAUCAUCAUCUUCCUGAAGAAUCUUUCCUCUCUGUGUCGGUCUCUUCAUUCUUCAGUCAAGCUUCCAUCUUUCUCCCAUGCAGCCUUCACCGUUUUUUCUUUGCUUUCCCUAAUUCACAGCAGACAGAGGAGUCUUACAACCACCUUGAGGAGUUUUCUCUCUCUCUCAACAACAGGAAUUGGGACUCUAUACCACAACAACCUCACCUUGGUAGGAGCGCAGUCACGCCAAACUAACACAGACAGGAGUGUGAGAGACCAAUUUCUGUCUAAGAAGGACCAAAGGAUUGUCAGACAAUAUUUUUCAUCACUGAAGAGCACAAAAAGACAGAAAAAGCCUGAGUGGGAGAACUACACAAACAGUCAAAACCAACCAAUGGAAUAAAAACCGGGGGAGGACACUACCAGGAGGAAUUCACUCUGACCAGUCGUCCAGAGGUGACUGUCAGCUUCCAGGAAGUAUCUCCAACACAACCUGAGGAAUACGGUCAACCAUUGUUAACUCAGCAUCUGUGUCUGUUAGUUCUGCCCCCUGAGAGGAAUUAAAAUGGCAACAAUAGCACUUGGACUCAAGUGAAACGUCUGGAGUAGCUGCUCUGGUCUGAUUAUUAACGCGUACUGCAAUCAUGUCUUCGAUACCAGCCAAGCUGAUCUGCAAACCAAGUCCAAAAGGGGAACAGUCUACUCUGACGUUGACCCUCGCCAUGUUAUUUUUUCUGAUAAGCAAACAAAUGGGAAAACAAUCCAAUUCCUUAUUCGUUGCCUUGAUGAAACUCCUGUUCAGACUUCUGAUAGACUACCUUGGAGGCAGUGCUGUCAGUUACUUUCUGAAGAUCUGAGGAAUUUUAUCACUCCUUUCUUUUCUAGAGGCUAGAGGAGCUUUACUCUGGCACUGGCACUUCACUGGAUAAAGCCAAGACAAAUGCAUAACUUAUAUAAUAAAACAUAGAUCUACAAGUAGUCAGAUUCUAACCCAUAGGUCUUUUUGGCUGCUUUUGCCCCAAUGCAGCACAAUAUCAACUGUAGUCAAACCAAGCUGAUACUGUUGCAAUCAGGCAGACCCAUGUAUGGUCAUGAGUGGGAAAGUCUCCUCUGAAGAGGUUUUCUUGCUCAAUGCCACUCCAGGACACCAAAAUGAGUUCAAGCAAAAGGGAAAAGAGAUGUUCCAGAGAACGCUGAGGAGGUGUUUGUUCGGCAUUUUCAAAGGGGCACAGUAUGCCAGCAAUAGAAGGACCACACCCUCCACUGACGCCUCGGCGCUCUGGUCAGAAAGCCACACCCGUCUGCACCAGCUCCAUCCACCAGAGUCCCUGCAGGCUCCGGCCAGCACUGGCAAGCCCGUUGGCUCAUCUUAUGGCCUCCUUGGGGCCAGUAGCGGCAUUCAGGGCGCCGGUGGCACUGGUACUGGUGUCAGCCCAGUCCUCGCUUGGCAUGCCGCCAUCAGCGCCGCCCGCCAAGCACAGGGCGAUACUGCAAAGCCUGACACGGGUUCACGGCCCUCAGUUUGCACCACUGGACCAGCUCCUGUAGGCUCACUGGCACAGAGGAAGAGGCAGCAGUAUGCCAAGAGCAAAAAACAGGGAGGAUCCACCAACAGCAGGCCACCCAGAGCUCUGUUCUGCCUCACCCUCAACAACCCGAUCCGCAGGGCCUGCAUCAGCCUGGUGGAGUGGAAACCAUUUGAUAUCUUUAUACUGCUGUCUAUUUUUGCCAACUGUGUGGCCUUAGCCAUCUACAUACCUUUCCCUGGAGACGAUUCCAAUUCUACCAACCAAGAACUGGAAACAGUAGAAUAUGCCUUCCUGAUCAUUUUCACUAUAGAGACAUUUCUGAAGAUUAUUGCCUACGGCCUGGUCAUGCACCAAAACUCAUACGUCAGAAACGGCUGGAACAUGCUGGACUUUGUAAUCGUCAUUGUGGGGUUGUUCAGUGUGGUUCUGGAGAUGAUAACCAAAGACGCUGACUCUGGGGGCCAGUCUGGAGGCAAACCUGGGGGGUUUGACGUCAAGGCCCUCCGAGCCUUUCGCGUACUACGACCCCUUCGCCUUGUCUCUGGAGUUCCCAGUUUACAGGUGGUUUUAAACUCCAUUAUUAAAGCCAUGGUUCCCCUGCUUCACAUUGCUCUGCUCGUCCUCUUCGUCAUUAUCAUCUACGCCAUCAUUGGCCUGGAACUCUUCAUUGGCAAAAUGCACGCCACAUGCUAUGUGAUAAAAACAGGUGCCCUUGCAGAAGAGGAGCCCACACCGUGUGCUGUAUCAGGGCACGGCCGUCAUUGUCUACUCAAUGGCACAGUUUGCAGAGAGUACUGGCAAGGCCCCAACAACGGCAUCACCAACUUCGACAAUUUUUUGUUUGCUAUGCUCACUGUGUUCCAGUGCAUCACCAUGGAGGGCUGGACUGAGGUUCUCUACUGGAUGAAUGAUGCAAUGGGCUUUGAGCUGCCUUGGGUUUACUUUGUCAGUCUGGUCAUCUUUGGAUCCUUUUUUGUACUCAACUUGGUUUUGGGUGUGUUGAGCGGAGAGUUUUCCAAAGAACGAGAGAAGGCCAAGGCUCGUGGAGACUUCCAGAAGCUACGUGAGAAACAGCAGUUAGAGGAAGACCUAAAGGGCUACCUGGACUGGAUCACCCAGGCCGAGGACAUCGACCCUGAGAACGAGGAGGAGGGAGAUGAGGAGGGCAAGCGUAACCCGAGCAUGCCGACUAGUGAGACAGAGUCGGUGAACACAGAUAAUCACAAUGGAGAGGAAGACAAAUCUCCCUGCUGCGGACCUCUGUGUCAAAAAAUAACUAAGUCAAAGUGCAGUCGUCAGUGGCGGCGGUGGAACCGAUUUUGCCGCAGGAAGUGUCGUGCAGCUGUGAAAUCAGUGACGUUCUAUUGGCUGGUCAUCAUCUUGGUGUUUCUCAACACUCUCACCAUCGCCUCUGAACACUACAACCAGCCAGACUGGCUCACUGAAGUACAGGACGUAGCCAACAAAGUUCUCCUGGCAAUGUUCACCUUGGAGAUGCUGGUAAAGAUGUAUAGUUUGGGGUUGCAGGCCUACUUUGUGUCCCUGUUUAACCGCUUCGACUGUUUCGUGGUGUGUGGAGGCAUCAUAGAGACCAUCCUGGUGGAGCUGGCCAUCAUGUCUCCCCUGGGCAUCUCUGUUUUCCGCUGCGUUCGGCUCCUACGGAUCUUCAAAGUUACACGUCAUUGGGCAUCUCUUAGUAACUUGGUGGCCUCUCUGCUCAACUCCAUGAAGUCUAUCGCCUCCCUGUUGCUGCUGCUCUUCCUCUUCAUCAUUAUUUUCUCCCUGCUGGGCAUGCAGCUCUUUGGGGGCAAGUUCAACUUUGAUGAGACUGUGACCAAGAGGAGCACGUUUGAUAACUUCCCCCAGGCCCUGCUCACUGUGUUCCAGAUCUUGACAGGAGAAGACUGGAAUACAGUGAUGUACGAUGGUAUCAUGGCGUACGGCGGGCCGGCCUCCUCUGGAAUGGUGGUCUGCAUUUACUUCAUCAUCCUCUUCAUCUGUGGAAAUUACAUCCUGCUAAAUGUCUUCUUGGCCAUUGCUGUUGACAACCUGGCAGACGCAGAGAGCCUCAACACAGCACAGAGGGAGGAAGAGGAGGCCAAGAAGAGGAAGAACAGUGCCAAGGAAAUAAGUACAGAUAAGAAGAGAGUUGAAAUAACAGAAGCCAAGGAUGGCGAGACCAAGAUGCCAACAGAGGGCUUGCUGGAAGAAGACAAAGAGUUGUAUCCUGCCAUCGACUCUCCAGUGUGUGAUGACGAUGAUAAUGAUGACCUCCCAGAAGUCCCCUCUGGACCCCGCCCCCAGAGGCUGUCUGAACUCAGCAUCAAAGAAAAGACUCCGCCCAUCCCAGAGGGCAGCGCCUUCUUCAUCUUCAGCAGCACUAACCCGUUUCGUGUAUUCUGCCACAAGCUGAUCAACCAUCAGAUCUUUACCAACCUCAUCCUGGUGUUCAUCAUGCUCAGCUCUGUUUCUUUGGCUGCCGAGGACCCCAUACGCAACUUCUCUGCUCGCAAUAUUAUCCUAGGCUAUGCAGACUAUGUCUUCACUAGUAUGUUUACAUUUGAGAUCCUUAUUAAGAUGACAGCAUUUGGAGCGUUCCUCCAUAAAGGGGCAUUCUGUAGAAACUACUUCAACCUAUUAGACCUGCUGGUCGUUGGUGUGUCUCUGGUGUCCUUUGGCAUUCAGUCCUCUGCUAUCUCUGUGGUGAAGAUUCUCCGUGUGUUGAGAGUCCUCCGCCCACUCAGGGCCAUCAACAGAGCGAAGGGACUCAAGCACGUGGUCCAGUGUGUGUUUGUGGCCAUCAGGACCAUUGGCAACAUCAUGAUCGUCACCACCCUGCUGCAGUUCAUGUUCGCUUGUAUCGGCGUGCAGCUCUUCAAGGGGAAAUUUUAUCGAUGCACAGAUGACGCAAAGUCCAGCCCAGAGGAGUGCAAAGGUACAUACAUUCUUUACAACAAUGGGGACACAGCACUGCCCAUGGUGAAGGAGAGGAUCUGGUACAACAGCGACUUCAACUUUGACAACGUCCUCAUGGCCAUGAUGGCUCUUUUUACUGUCUCCACCUUCGAGGGAUGGCCCACCCUGUUGUAUAAGGCCAUCGACUCCAACAGAGAGAACAUGGGCCCCAUCUACAACUACCGCGUCGAGAUCUCCAUCUUUUUCAUCAUCUACAUCAUCAUCAUCGCCUUCUUCAUGAUGAACAUCUUCGUUGGUUUCGUUAUUGUCACCUUCCAGGAGCAGGGGGAGAAAGAGUACAAGAAUUGCGAACUGGACAAGAACCAGCGUCAGUGUGUGGAAUAUGCUCUCAAAGCUCGUCCUCUGCGGCGCUACAUCCCCAAAAACCCCUACCAGUACAAGUUCUGGUAUGUGGUCAACUCCACUGGUUUUGAGUACGUCAUGUUUGUCCUGAUCAUCCUCAACACCUUGUGUCUGGCCAUACAGCACCAUGGUCAGUCUCAACUGUUCAACAAUGCCAUGGACAUCCUCAACAUGGUCUUCACUGGGGUUUUCACUGUGGAGAUGAUCCUCAAGCUCAUCGCCUUCAAACCCAGAGGCUAUGUCGGGGACGCCUGGAAUGUCUUCGAUGCUCUGGUGGUGAUUGGCAGUGUAGUCGACAUCAUACUCAGCCAGAACUAUUUUGCUGAUGCAUGGAACACGUUUGAUGCCUUAAUUGUUGUGGGUAGCGUGGUUGACAUUGCCAUCACUGAGAUCAAUUCGGCAGCCAUUCCUGUCGUCAAGGUGAUAGUGGAGCCAGGGAACACUGAGGACAGCGCUCGCAUCUCCAUCACAUUCUUCCGCCUGUUCAGGGUGAUGCGAUUGGUCAAACUGCUUAGCAGGGGGGAGGGCAUCAGGACUCUGCUGUGGACCUUCAUCAAGUCCUUCCAGGCUCUUCCCUAUGUUGCACUCCUGAUUGCCAUGUUGUUCUUCAUAUAUGCUGUAAUCGGAAUGCAGGUGUUUGGGAAAAUAGCCAUGGUGGAUGGAACACAAAUCAACCGCAACAACAACUUUCAAACCUUUCCUCAAGCUGUCCUGAUGCUCUUCAGGUGUGCGACAGGUGAGGCCUGGCAGGAGAUCAUGCUGGCCUGUCUGCCAGGGAAGCUGUGUGAUUCAGAGUCUGACUACAACCCUGGAGAAGAGAGAACCUGUGGCAGUGGUUUUGCCAUUAUCUACUUCAUCAGCUUCUACAUGCUCUGUGCUUUUCUGAUCAUCAACUUAUUUGUUGCUGUCAUCAUGGAUAACUUUGACUAUCUGACCCGUGAUUGGUCCAUUCUGGGGCCUCAUCACCUGGAUGAGUUUAAAAGGAUCUGGUCUGAAUAUGACCCUGAAGCCAAGGGCAGGAUCAAACACCUUGAUGUGGUGACUCUGCUGAGGAGGAUCCAGCCUCCACUGGGCUUCGGCAAGCUCUGCCCUCACAGGGUGGCCUGUAAGCGUCUUGUGGCAAUGAACAUGCCCUUGAACAGUGACGGGACUGUCAUGUUUAAUGCCACUUUGUUUGCUCUGGUCCGCACUGCUCUCAAGAUUAAGACUGAGGGUAACCUGGAGCAAGCCAAUGAGGAGCUCAGAGCUGUAAUCAAGAAGAUAUGGAAAAGGACCAGCAUGAAGCUGCUGGACCAAGUGGUGCCCCCUGCAGGCGAUGACGAGGUAACAGUGGGGAAGUUCUAUGCCACCUUCCUGAUACAGGACUACUUCAGGAAGUUCAAGAGGCGCAAAGAGCAAGGUCUUGUGGGAAGGCGCUCAUGGGAGAGGCUCAACACCACCAUGGCUCUACAAGCCGGCCUGCGCACGCUGCAUGACAUUGGACCAGAGAUCCGUCGAGCCAUAUCAUGUGACCUGCAGGAAGAAGGGCUAGUAGAUGCUAAUGCAGAAGAAGAAGAGGAAAUCUACAGGCGUAAUGGCGGUUUGUUUGGGAACCACAUCAAUCAUGUCAGUGGCGAUCAGCAAGGCUCCUCCCACCCGACCACCGUCACCCAACGCCCACUACAGAUCCUGCCCUUCUCCUGCAGCUCCUCGACUGAGCCUACCCAAACUGGCAGGAUAGCCAGCACCAAUGACAGGGAAGGAGAGACAGAGAUGAACUCUUCACCCAUCCAGUAUAAUCACCAUUAUCAUCCUCCUCACCCGUAUAAUUACCCUCACUGUAAUUCCACCUGCCAUCAAUCGCCAAUACCCUCUAAUGCCAACCUCAACAAUGCCAACGUGCCCUCGCUUCUCUCCAUGACCAGUGGGAGGCAGCAGAAAUGUUUGUUAAGGCGAGACCGCCCGUCCUCCACCAAAAAUGGAUCAUCAGCGUCCACAUACAGCAAAGGAGUGCACGAUAAGCCUUGGAGGUCACAUUCCACAAGAACACGCUACUAUGAGGCCUACAUUAGGUCAGAAAGCGGUGGUGGACUUUACCCCACCAUUCGUCGAGAGGAGCCGGGUGGCGGGGACAGUGAUGAUGAGCGAGGCUCAGGAGAGUACUACAGCGGAGAGGAGUUUCAUGAAGACGACAUCAUGCUCACAAGGGACAGGUUGUCUAACAAGAACCAAUGUGAUGCAGAGGGAGACUUUGACCCAGAGGUUUCUAGGAGCGACCACCAGCCUGAGAGUUACUAUGAUGAUGAUCAACAGCUGAUCUACCAAGACAGCAGGCGGUCACCCAGGAGAUGGUUUUUACCCUCACCUCAGGCCUCUAACAGACCAACAUUUAGUUUUGAGUGUCUUCGCAGAAGAAGUAGUCAGGAUGACGCUCCACCCUCUCCAUCCUGUACAGCUCUUCCUCUACACCUGGUGCAGCAACAGGUAAUGGCGGUGGCCGGCCUCGAUGCCAGCAGAAUUCACCGCCUCUCUCCAACGAGGUCACUGCGCUCCUGGGCCACACCUCCCGCUUCACCCAUCAGCCUCGACUGCUCGCCCUGCUACACACCGCUCAUACAGGUGGACUGGCGCAGUCCCGGCAGCGUUGGCAGCAUCCCCGGAGCAGUGAAGAGGAGUUCAUGGUAUACAGAUGGCCAGGACGGAUCUCCCAGCCGCAGCCACUCUCCGUCACGUCUGCAGUUACCUGCAGAGAGCUGCUCACACUUCCUGCAGAAGAGAGGCAGUGCCAACAGCCUGGUGGAGGCUGUGUUGAUCUCUGAGGGUCUGGGGAAAUACGCUAGAGACCCCAAGUUUGUGUCAGUGACCAAACACGAAAUCGCAGACGCUUGCGAGAUGACCAUUGACGAGAUGGAGAGCGCUGCCAGUAACCUCCUGAAUGGGAGUAUGGGUAAUGGUAGCAAUGGGGGUUCAGGGAGUGUCAGCUCGGACCCACACACCAGCCCGCAUCUUAGAGACCACAGUAUCCGUGACUACAGUGAUGAGGAGCCGUACGUGGCCGUGAAAUGUGAGGAGGACUUAACAGAUGAGAUGAUAUGCAUCACAUCACUAUAGCAGCGGCUCACACCGGAUUAUUUAGGUUUUUUCAAUUGAAUUUCUACUGCUGUUAGACACUGAGGGGACGUCUCUGCUCAAGUGAGUCCUGCAAUAGACAGAAAAUGUAAAACAUGGACGGAUAAGAGAACAAAGUGCCUUGUUUUCUCUUUCUGUGGAGUGGAAAAUGGAAAUGCCAGAGUAAUGAAAGAAACCUUUGGAUUUACAGAAAAGCUGAGAUUAAUUCAGCAAAUAUUGAAACCAGAGGGAAUCAUACUGCCAGCCCGCCUGUUAGCAAGAAUUCAUGACUUUCCUCUGAAGUUCUUUCUAUAUUUUAAAUAUUAACAUUGAUGUAAUACAGCAGAAUAACCUGGCAGCCUUGCAAAGCCGGCCCCAAAUCUCGUGAAGUUAGUUUUCCCAACAAUAUCCACUGAGGACCACCACUGAGUCCAGCAGCUAAAAUCCAAACAGCAUGGUAAGUGAUGGGCAUAAACAGAUCCAUGUGUUUGCUACACUAACACAAUAUGAAUUACACACUAGAUUUAUUUAGAAACAGAUUUUGCUCAUAAAAUUUAAGAGAAUUUUUCCAAAAACAUUUACCCCAUUGUUCUCCAGUUGGAAUGUCAGGGACAAACACCAGUGACAGGCCAGUGAGUAGUGUGCAGUGUUUGAGGAGGGUGAGCUGGCUUUACAAAGCUGCAUUUGUCCUGCUCCAAAAUGUGUCUGGCUGUCCGAUAAUUCCCGAAGAUUCCCUGUAUUCAACACAGUUUCAUUUCAUGUAUAUAUUAUGUGUGAUUUUAACCUUUCACUGGUCAUUAUAACAAAUGCAGUUUUGAUCUGCUGCUCGGCCUUCACGUUACAUUUUGGCCUCAGACACACACACACACACACACACACACACACACACAGUGUCAUAAAAACAUACAUAUAUAAUAAUAUUUUUGUAGGUUUAUUUCAACUCAUCAGGCUGAUCCAAAGCCAUUCCAGACAGUGGAGGCUGCUCUGGGUUCACAGUUCAGGGUUUCAGGUUUUAAACGUUGCUUUUGACUUGAAAAGGAAAUCACAUAUCAGUGGAAAAGACUUUGUCCUCAGGCAUAUCCUUCUGUUUUGUGUCUGUGCAUGCAUAAUUACACACAGACACACACACAGAAACAUGACACAAUCCCUUCUCCCCUCAUACCAUGGAAACAGAUACUAAAUCAGCAACUUAGCAUUUUAAUUACACUAUUUAAACUAGUUUGACCGCCAUUACAGUGUCAUAAACUUAUUUACCAUAGUGAUCAUGAACUUUUAUCAAAGCCCCUUGAAAACUGUGAGGAGAAACAAGAAUAUGCAGUGAUUCUCUUUGCUUACAUUUGCUUUAGGCUAUUUGAAUGAGAAGUUUGGAGAAAUUAGUGUUCACACUGAGAUCAUAACAACUGUUGAGGAAAAUGGAAAAAGUGCCAGCCAUAUGACACAUGGAGUGUAAUGUGUGUCACAUUUUAUGACUUUGACUGAUAAUAUAUGUUUUUGUAAUGAAACAAAGAUGAUCCAGAGAUUUGAGGCACAGUCAUCACAACAGUUUCAUCUGUCUGACAUCAGUCUUAGGUCAAAUCUGAGCAUUUUUACUUCAUCAUCAGCUGCUGAGCUUUGCUCUCAUGAGAUCAUAUGUCACAUUAAAAGGGGGUUCUCUCAGGCACCUAAGUGUUUCAUGAUGAGUCAGAUGAAGAAAACAAGAUCAAAACACAACACAGAGGUGUGACACAAGACACCACAACAGAAACGGAGACUUUAAAAAAAAAAGAUUUCCUGACAAUAUAUAGAUACGUAGAGAUAGAAUAUAUAGAUACGUAGUUUGUUCUUGGAGUGAAAUGAUUGGUGUGAGCUGUCACCUUUUAUUUGUGGGAUUCAUUUUUGUUCCAGCACCAGUUUGAGUGCACAAGAUGCCCAAAACAACUGCUUGUCUGAAGGGGACAGACACACAACCCGCUCGAAGGUGAAAAACAUCGAAGCUCAGCAGCAUUUCUCACUUAGUGUUCUGUAAAUUUGGCUCCACCACUAACCAGUGUUUGUCCGCCACUGUCAACUGUAACUGUCUUCAGGUCAGCUUUUAAAAACCAAUACUGGGUCGUGGCAGGACAAGCAUGUUGUUUCUUUUUUUUCAUUUUCCUCACUCUAAAAACUCUUGUCAGGGCAAUGUGUUCAAUCUGUGCAAUCAAAGGGCUCCUUCAAUAUAAAACCAAAACAAGGGAUCACUGAGUGCAUUUACACGCACAUCAACAUUUAAAUACUAUUCCAGAUACUUAUAUUUUUUUCCCCCCAUUUUUAAAUUGUUUCUGAGGUGUGCACCAUUUCUUGUGUACAGUGGUGCCAAAAGGCCUGAGCAUGAGUAAUGCAGAUGUCGAAAAGGCAGUUUGCUGUUGGGUGUUGUGGUGAUAGAGAUUAAAACUGAAACAGGAUAUGAGCUGGUAUCUGGAAUACUCUUCACAUGUACUGUCAAUGCACUCAUUUCUUCAUACAGACACAGGUUUCAGUGGCCACAAUAGCUGAUCAAUAUGACUUAUGCAUUUUCUAACUGCAUGUAAAUUGUGUUUAAUUAAGACGUUUAACAAAUAUUAUUGUUAUUACCUCGGUACCUAUCCAGGUGUGUCGAUUUAAAUGUCAGGGAAACUGUGUGGCAAUGGCUGCAUUUGCACAAAAUGAAAAAUCUAAAGUAGUAAUGAUGUGAAACAUUUUCAUAUACAUAAUUUUCUGUUGUGAUAGAUCUGAUUGGCCACCUCAGGUGUCCCAAAAUUCCAAGGUAUGGUGGGUUAAAGACUAUCUGAGCAGCAGACUCAGACCUCCAAAAACCCCAAAGGCAGGAAGGUCAUGUCAGUGUUUGAUUGACAGGUGAUUUCUGGAACGUGUAGCACUGAAAUCUGAGCAGCCAUCAUCCGAAAAGUAACAAGAAUCACACACAAAAUCACACAUGUACCACUUUCAAAUCUCUUCAUUUUGUGUCAGUACAGCCUGCAGAGAAUCUGUUUUACUGUUUUGGAGUCUAAUGACUUUUUAAAAGAGAUUUUAGAGUAGGCAGGAGCACUUCAAAAGCCAUAUUACACACAUGCUGUAAGUAGAAAUAUGCUUCUUAAUUUUUUUUGCUGCAUAUCCCUCUGAAACACAUUUCUGAGUAGGUGAGCAGCUGAUAAAGCUCCCUGAAGAACACAGAGCUGCAGCAUCUUGGAUAAUCAGAUUGAUUUUCUGGUUGCUGGAUUAAACCCGUGAUGGUUUCUCUGAAUUAAGCCUUCCCGCUCAAAAGUCGGCCAUGUUUUCCUCCGCUUCUACAGCAGCUUCUGUCUGACAUUUACACAUUGAUGACAGUGAUGGGAAAUGCAGAUACUAAUUACUAGAUCAAUACUAAUUGUUUUAUUAAAAAUGAAUUUGUCUUUAAUGACAAGGUUUUACAAACAUCAAUGUUAUAAUAAAAUAACUGCAUAACUUUGUACAGUUCAUACCUUACUGAGUUGAUAAAACCAAACAUUGCUGCUCACAACAUGUCAGGAAUUCUGAGACUCCAGAUUAAAAAAAGAUAAAUAAAAAAUCUGCAGUCUAUUCACAGUCCAACUAUCCAAAGUUUUAUCAAUAGAAGCAUAGAGACAGAAAACAACACAAAGCUUUGUUGUGCUACUGACAGCUUUAUUUUUUGUACUGUUCCACUGCUUUACAGAUGUCUAUGAAAUGACAACAAUGUAUAAAAUCUGUACAGUGUUUGUAAAAAGUAAGUGAUGAACUUGAAGAUUUCUGCUUUCUACCCAUUUGUUGUAUGAAAAUUUAAAGAACAUAGCUCUAUCUACUUUGUAGCAUACAUACUAGUACCUUAGAGAUUUUGUACCAAUGAAAACAAAAACCCUGUUUUGUAUAUUUGAAUUCUCGCCUGAAAUGACAAUGAACCUGCUGAGGAUUUUUGUAAGGACCACUGAAUAAAGUCAUGAGGACAA
Lates calcarifer (barramundi perch) is the source of this 12289-nucleotide messenger RNA. RefSeq names its product calcium channel, voltage-dependent, L type, alpha 1D subunit, b (gene cacna1db). Gene Ontology annotation, molecular function: high voltage-gated calcium channel activity. The record is from RefSeq and is a predicted model, not a curated record. Gene Ontology annotation, cellular component: membrane; voltage-gated calcium channel complex. The transcript has 50 exons. The coding region runs from base 1503 to 8354 and encodes 2283 amino acids. Gene Ontology annotation, biological process: calcium ion import across plasma membrane. Lineage: Eukaryota; Metazoa; Chordata; Actinopteri; Centropomidae.